This is a messenger RNA of Patiria miniata (bat star), 1905 nucleotides long. RefSeq names its product branched-chain-amino-acid aminotransferase-like protein 2. NCBI's taxonomy places the organism in Eukaryota, Metazoa, Echinodermata, Asteroidea, Valvatida, Asterinidae. Bases 12 to 1031 code for a protein of 339 amino acids. The record is from RefSeq and is a predicted model, not a curated record. The transcript is spliced from 3 exons.
AAGCUUACCACAUGGUGGCGCUCUUCACAACUCAUGAGGGCGCUCUUCAUUGCUACCACAGAUUCAUGGUCCUUAUUGAUGACACAUGUCUGUGUCCUAAAUUUUUGACUCGUAUUUUGACUCCGUAUAAUUCGAUCAUCCUUCCACCCCAGGACCCGAGGACAGAGUUUUUACGUGAACUCUGCAAUCGCCACAGUCAUACUUGUGAGUUGCUGAAAAUGGCUGAUUCUAAACCCAAACGACUCGCUCUUUGGUCCACUACGCGUUGCUUGUCUACUGCCAUGGUGAUGAGCUUUGGUAACUAUGGCAACGUGGAAGUCUUCAAUGAGCUGUACGCAGGAGCAGCCACUUUCGGCCCGGAAAGCACCAUUCAUUUGCCCGUGCCGUUCCCUGUGGAUGACGAGAUGACGUAUGAUGACGUCAAGACGCUCCUAGAGGCUGAUUAUCCAACCACAGAUCUGGUUUUCGUCAAAGACCACGCUGCUGCCGUAACGGGGCGGUACGACAAACUGCCGACCGGUUACACGCACGCGUUCAUCAUCCGCAACCCGGAAAAGACCGUCAGUUCUAACAUGCGACUGAGUGAGCGCACGGGGAUAACGACGGAUCAGUUCGUGCAAAUCAGUACGACGGGCGUCCAGGGCUCUGGAUUCGGAGACCUGGUCAAGUUGGCAGAGCAUCUGGAAUCUUGGCUGGGUAAACCUCCCGUGAUCUUAGAUGCAGAUGACCUCCAGCGAGACCCUGAGAAGAUGCUGCGUGCGUUCUGCAAGGCCCUGGACCUCCCGUUCCGAGAAUCUCUCCUCAAGUGGGAGCCCAUCACGGAGAUUCCUUGGAACAACUCCAAGGCCAUGCUCACCCUCCACAGGGCUAACGGGGCUUACGAUAACGCCCUCAAUAGUUCGGGGUGGAUCGUCACCGACCCCAAGCCCGUCGAUCUGAGUGGUCUGCCGCAGGUACUUCGUGAAUUAAUAAACGAGGCACGGCCAUUCUACGAAAUCCUUCAUGGAAAGCGUUUGAAGCCAGAAAACUAGUUGACUUGGAUCUCGUUUGCACUGCAAAAUGACAGUCUUAUGACAAUUACAGCAAGUCCUGCGCAGUAUAGUAGUACAGUACACAGUGCCGCGUUAAGAAUUUUAGAUGUACAGGUAGUAUAUUCUUGUAACUGUCAAUGUUUCCACUCUUAAAAAAAUAUUUUGUAACUACAUGUAUUAGUUAAUUACUGAAUGGAGGAAUAUUUGUUGAUAAUUGGAUCACCCUCCGAUGUUUUUCUUCAAAUAUGGCGACAGUUUCCUUUCAGAUGUUGACCCAAGGGCAUUUAUUACGCCAUUCUUUCGAGCACAACGUUGGUUAUUAACUGUGGCACUUCAACCAAACCAACCGCGUAUACCAAUUAAGGUACAUCAAUUGGACACUGGGGUGGGAGGAUAGUUUCUAGUCAAGUAAAAUAAAACGUCAGUGGAUCAUGUGGAAAACAAUAAUAUUGAUCCUGCCAUCACGGACAAAGCAUUUUGGUGACCAACCCUGAGAUUACCAAUCAAAGAAUGAAGGUUGGCAUGUGAUGAAACGCUCGUAAUUGCUCAAUGUCAAGUGUUUACAUCAUGCUUCACCGUAAUCAGGAAUAGCAUUUUGGUGUGCGGUCGUUCAGUGGCGUUAUUUUGCAGAAGACGACUUAGAAGAACGGUUCCAGUGUUUUUGCUUCAACCGUUUCCAGCGCUAAGAUGCGUCCUGCGGUAACUUUGCUCCGUGGGCGUCGGGCAUGUCUUUGUUUUCGCCUCUCUGUGCCCACCAGAAUGGCAGCGCUUUGGUGACUCCUGCUACGUCAUGAUGACGCAACGGAUGAGCUGGCACGAAGCAGACCAGUCUUGCAGGGAAAUGGACGCUAGUCUAGCCGUCCCAACUCUGCAC